Messenger RNA from Gracilinanus agilis (Agile Gracile Mouse Opossum), 3390 nucleotides. RefSeq names its product glucosamine (UDP-N-acetyl)-2-epimerase/N-acetylmannosamine kinase (gene GNE). Gene Ontology annotation, molecular function: UDP-N-acetylglucosamine 2-epimerase activity; N-acylmannosamine kinase activity; hydrolase activity, hydrolyzing O-glycosyl compounds. The transcript has 12 exons. Bases 396 to 2564 code for a protein of 722 amino acids. NCBI's taxonomy places the organism in Eukaryota, Metazoa, Chordata, Mammalia, Didelphimorphia, Didelphidae. The record is from RefSeq and is a predicted model, not a curated record. Gene Ontology annotation, biological process: UDP-N-acetylglucosamine metabolic process.
AGGCCACCGCUUUACCGAGAACCGUUGGGAAGGGGCGGAGAGAAGCAGUGUACGACGGGAGGAACCACCAAUCCCGAUGCUUGAGAUGGCCCGGCGCCCCACCUUUCGCCCCCUCAGCGCCCUUUCCUCCCCCUUCCUUCCUGACGUCACCGCCUGCGUGGGAUUUUCCUCCCUCUCGUAGGCCAGAGCUGUCAGCACCAACCGAGUGGCUCCCUAACUCGCCUCCUCCCGGGUCUGGGUGUCUCGCUUUGUCUCAGUCGCCGGGGGUUGGCUGUUUAACCCCAACCCCCAGCCCACCCCCAGUCCCGGAUCCACCGAAACGUGAAGCGGCUGAAGAGAGCAGGACGGUUGCUUAGGAACUCUAUUUUGAGAACCUCUCAAAACGAAAAAAAAUCAUGGAGAAGAAUGGGAACAAUAGAAAACUCCGAGUUUGUGUUGCUACAUGCAACCGAGCUGAUUAUUCAAAACUUGCCCCUAUCAUGUUUGGCAUUAAAGCAGAGCCUCAGUUCUUUGAGCUUGAUGUGGUAGUACUUGGAUCUCACCUAAUAGAUGACUAUGGAAACACAUAUCGUAUGAUUGAACAAGAUGAUUUUGACAUUAAUACAAGGCUACACACCAUAGUUAGGGGUGAAGAUGAGGCAGCCAUGGUGGAAUCAGUAGGUCUUGCAUUAGUGAAACUACCAGAUGUUCUUAAUCGUCUGAACCCUGACAUAAUGAUUGUUCAUGGUGAUAGAUUUGACGCAUUGGCUGUGGCUACAUCUGCUGCCUUGAUGAAUAUUCGUAUUCUUCAUAUUGAAGGUGGAGAAGUAAGUGGGACCAUAGAUGACUCUAUUAGACAUGCUAUAACCAAAUUGGCUCAUUAUCAUGUGUGCUGCACCAGAAAUGCAGAACAACAUCUGAUAUCUAUGUGUGAAGAUCAUGAUCGCAUCCUUUUGGCAGGCUGCCCCUCAUAUGAUAAACUCCUUUCAGCCAAGAAUAAAGACCACAUGAGUAUUAUUCGUAUGUGGUUAGGUGAUGAUGUAAAACCAAAAGAUUACAUAGUAGCACUACAGCAUCCAGUGACUACUGACAUUAAGCAUUCUAUAAAAAUGUUUGAAUUAACAUUGGAUGCACUUAUCUCAUUUAAUAAGAGGACGCUAAUUCUGUUUCCAAAUAUUGAUGCAGGAAGCAAAGAGAUGGUUCGAGUGAUGAGGAAGAAGGGUGUUGAGCAUCACCCCAAUUUCCGAGCAGUUAAACAUGUACCUUUUGACCAGUUCAUACAACUUGUAGCUCAUGCUGGUUGUAUAAUUGGCAAUAGCAGUUGUGGGGUACGAGAAGUGGGAGCAUUUGGUACCCCUGUGAUCAAUCUAGGAACACGACAGAUUGGAAGAGAAACAGGUGAAAAUGUUCUUCAUGUUCGAGAUGCUGAUACUCAAGAUAAAAUACUGCAAGCUCUGCACCUCCAGUUUGGCAAACAGUAUCCUUGUUCAAAGAUAUAUGGGGAUGGGAAUGCUGUUCCAAGGAUUUUGAAGUUUCUCAAAUCUAUUGAUCUCCAAGAGCCACUGCAAAAGAAGUUCUGCUUUCCCCCUGUGAAGGAAAACAUCUCUAAAGACAUUGAUCAUAUUCUUGAAACCCAAAGUGCCUUAGCUGUUGAUCUAGGUGGAACAAAUCUUCGAGUUGCAAUAGUCAGUAUGAAGGGUGAAAUAGUUAAGAAGUACACUCAGACCAAUCCCAAAACCUAUGAAGAAAGAAUUAAAUUAAUUCUACAGAUGUGCGUGGAAGCUGCUGCAGAAGCUAUCAAACUAAAUUGCAGAAUUUUGGGAGUGGGCAUUUCCACAGGUGGACGUGUAAAUCCUCGUGAAGGAAUUGUAUUACAUUCUACCAAACUUAUUCAAGAAUGGAGUUCUGUGGAUCUGAGGACCCCCAUCUCUGAUACAUUGCAUCUCCCUGUCUGGGUAGACAACGAUGGCAACUGUGCUGCGUUGGCAGAAAGAAAAUUUGGUCAAGGAAAAGGACUGGAAAACUUUGUGACACUUAUCACAGGCACAGGAAUUGGUGGGGGCAUCAUUCAUCAGCAUGAGUUGAUACAUGGCAGUUCCUUUUGUGCAGCUGAACUCGGACACCUCAUGGUGUCUUUGGACGGACCUGAUUGUUCAUGUGGGAGUCACGGGUGCAUUGAGGCCUAUGCCUCUGGGAUGGCCUUGCAAAGAGAAGCUAAGAAACUACAUGAUGAAGACCUUCUCUUAGUGGAAGGAAUGUCAAUGAAAAAAGAAGAAACUAUCAGUGCUUUUCAUCUCAUUCAGGCAGCUAAGCUUGGCAAUGCAAAAGCUGCAAGUAUUCUUAGAACAGCUGGGACAGCUCUGGGCCUUGGGGUCGUGAAUAUCCUUCACACGAUAAAUCCUUCCCUUGUGAUCCUCUCUGGAGUCCUAGCGAGUCAUUACGUUAACAUUGUUAAAGAUGUGAUCCGACAACAAGCCUUGUUCUCAGUUCAAACGGUGGAUGUUGUUGUUUCAGACUUGGUGGAUCCUGCCUUGCUUGGAGCUGCAAGUCUGGUGUUAGACUAUACUACACGGCGAGUGCAGUGAUGGACACUGAGAUAAGUAGCUGAGGAAAGUUCUUAAAAUGGGAUAGUCAAUUAUUUCUUUUUUAAUCAAAUGCAUCAUUUUAGCCACCAAUUACUUUGGCUUAUAAAUAUGCACUUUUGUUUCUUUGUUUAGCCUUCUAUUUCAUGUCUACAUUUACUGUCCAUCCAUGUACUGACAGAUGCUAGACCUCAGAAUACUGUAUUUAGAAACCAGCACACUCUCUGUGCCAAAGAAAGCAGCAAAAUAGAUCUGGGCUAAUUUUUACAUCAUAGUCCAUAAUAUGUUUUUUCUUUUUAAGUUCCAUAUGUUGAUAUAACGUAGCACAGACAAGUAGUAACCUGCUUCUUUUCAUCCCUACCCAGGCCUGCUCUCCUCAUAUACUUUAGCAGAAUAAAAUCUUGCUUAAGUCUUCAGCAAUUCUGCAUCAGCAGAUCUACUUUGGGAUCUACUUGAUCCGCCUUCUGAUAUUUUUUCAUUUUGUUUUCCAGUUACAUGUGUUUAUUUCCUCUCCUUUGCCCUUAAAUAGAAGGAAACAAGAAAAAACACUUGAAACAAAUAAUGUGCUGUCAAGCAAAACAAAUUCAUUUUGAAUAUUUUUCUUUUACUAAUUUUAAAAAUUAUCACUUAUUAAUGGCUUAUUCUCGUAUUUUUAAAUGAAAUGAACUUGCAAGAGACAUGGCAAAUGUCCAUUUGUUUAAUUGGGACAGUUAAUUGGACAUAAAGAGCAUUACUUCAGUAAAGUCAGAAGGGAAAACAGCUUCAGCCUUCCUAGCUCACAGUGGGAACAGCAGAAAGAGGCGCUGCUCAGGAUGCCUGAAAAGUAAGU